Molecule: messenger RNA, 1384 nt
Organism: Erigeron canadensis
Lineage: Eukaryota; Viridiplantae; Streptophyta; Magnoliopsida; Asterales; Asteraceae
Product: transcription factor bHLH30-like
Exons: 2
Coding region: 167-1309 (380 amino acids)
Biological process (GO): regulation of DNA-templated transcription
Molecular function (GO): DNA-binding transcription factor activity; protein dimerization activity
Source: RefSeq, a predicted model, not a curated record
UCUUGGUUUUAACUUCUUUUGAGAAUUAGAUAUAAAGUCAAGUUUUGUCAAGGGUUUUCAAUCUAUAGAAUAAACUUCUUUUUUCAAAUAUAUCUAUAUGUGUUGAUUUAUGCAUGAGUUCAAAAAAGGGUGGGAUGUUUCUUGAGGGAUGUUGAGUUAAACUAUUAUGUGUGAUAAAAAAGAAGAAGAGGUAGUUGUAAUAGAAGAGGGUGAUCAUCAUCAAAAUCAAAACGUUGAAUUUCAAGAUCAACAACAAUUAGUUCUUCAAGAAAUACAACAAAACAACAACAACAUGGGGAUUAAUGAUUAUUCAUAUAGCAACAUGACAACAGCUAGGUUAAUGUUUCCAUCUAAUUCAUCAUCAUCAGAAAUAUCUCAAAUCAUGCAUCAUCAAGAACCAUCUUCAUGGAGCUCCCUUCCUCAAGUAUUUAAUCAAAAUACCAACUACAAUAAUAAUCCACUUCUUCAAUACCCGACCCGAGACCAUGACCCGUUUCACUUCCCUCCACCUCCACCACUUCCCACCACCUUAUCAUCCUAUACUACUGGUUUGUUUAAUAGAAGGGUACAUGGUCAUCAUCGUUUGCAAUUUGCAUAUGAUGGUAGUACGUCAUCGGAUCAUCAUCAUCAGUUGACUCUAUUAUCUGAGACACUUGGUCAACCCGGAUCCGGCCCGUUUGGUUUCCAAACUGAUAUGGGUAAGAUGACUGCUCAAGAAAUCAUGGAUGCUAAAGCUUUAGCAGCUUCUAAAAGCCAUAGUGAAGCCGAACGACGUCGUAGGGAACGUAUCAAUAAUCAUCUUGCAAAACUUAGAAGCUUACUUCCAAGCACUACUAAAACAGAUAAGGCUUCAUUGCUAGCUGAAGUGAUACAGCAUGUGAAGGAGCUAAAACGUCAAACAUCGAUAAUUGCUGAACAAAGUCCAGUUCCAACGGAGAUCGACGAGUUGACAGUAGACAAUGCAUCUGAUAAAGAUGGCCGAUUUGUAAUCAGAGCCUCUUUAUGCUGUGAGGACCGGUCAGAUCUUUUACCAGACCUCAUCAAGACUUUAAAGGCCUUAAGACUAAAAACCCUUAAGGCCGAGAUCACAACCCUUGGUGGACGCGUAAAGAAUGUUUUGUUCAUCACUUCGGAAGAUCUUGUAAGCGGAAACGAUGAUCAAGAAAUGGUGAAUUACUCAAUAAGCACGAUUCAAGAAGCGUUUAAACAAGUGAUGGAAAAAACAAAUGGGGAUGAUUCUUCGUCUGGGAGUGUAAAGAGACAAAGAACAAACAAUAUCAACAUCCUUGAGCAUCAUAGGUCUCUUUAGUUAACAAUAUAUAUGCAUUUGAGUGAUGAUUUCUAAUUAACUAGCUAAUCGAUCUUUAGGGCUUUUUUUCCUCAA